AACUGAUUGGGAGGUAGCUAUUAAAAGUAUUAAUAAAAAGAACUUGUCAAAAUCACAAAUACUGCUUGGGAAGGAAAUUAAAAUCUUAAAGGAACUUCAGCAUGAAAACAUUGUAGCGCUCUAUGAUGUUCAGGAAUUACCCAACUCUGUCUUUCUGGUGAUGGAGUAUUGCAAUGGUGGAGACCUGGCAGAUUAUUUGCAAGCUAAAGGCACUCUCAGUGAAGACACCAUCAGAGUCUUUCUGCAUCAGAUUGCAGCCGCCAUGCGGAUCCUGCACACCAAGGGGAUCAUCCACAGGGAUCUCAAGCCCCAGAACAUCCUGCUGUCCUAUGCCAAUCGUAGGAAGUCCACUGUCAGUGGUAUUCGCAUCAAAAUAGCGGAUUUUGGUUUUGCUCGUUACCUACAUAGUAACAUGAUGGCUGCAACGCUGUGUGGGUCUCCAAUGUACAUGGCUCCUGAGGUUAUUAUGUCUCAACAUUAUGAUGCCAAGGCCGACCUGUGGAGCAUAGGGACAGUGAUAUAUCAGUGCCUUGUUGGAAAACCACCUUUUCAGGCUAAUAGUCCUCAAGACCUAAGGAUGCUUUAUGAGAAAAACAGAAACUUAACGCCUAGCAUUCCCAGAGAAACAUCACCUUAUUUGGCUAAUCUCCUUUUGGGUUUGCUUCAGAGAAACCAAAAAGAUAGAAUGGACUUUGAAGCAUUUUUUAGCCAUCCUUUCCUUGAGCAAGUUCCAGUAAAAAAAUCCUGUCCGGUCCCGGUGCCCGUGUACGCCGGCUCCGCCUCUGAAGUUCCCUGUAGCAGCUCUCCAUCCUGUCGCUUCGCCUCUCCACCUUCCCUUCCAGAUGUGCAGCAUAUUCAGGAAGAAAGCUUACCCUCCCCACCGUUGGGUCCUCCCAGCUCCCUCCAGGUGUCCAAAGAUUCCGCCAGUACUAGUAGCAAGAACUCUUCUUGUGACACGGAUGACUUUGUUUUGGUUCCACACAACACCUCGUCAGACCACUCAUAUGAUAUGCCGAUGGGUACUGCUGGCAGACGUGCUUCUAAUGAGUUCUUGGUGUGUGGAGGGCAGUGUCAGCCCACUGUGUCCCCUCACAGUGCAGCCACCCCCAUUCCCGUCCCUACUCAGAUAAGGAACUACCAGCGCAUAGAGCAGAACCUCACCUCCACUGCCAGCUCUGGCACAAGUCCGCAUGGCUCUCCAAGAUCUGCGGUGGUACGAAGGUCUAACACCAGCCCCAUGGGCUUCCCCCGGCUGGGAUCCUGCUCGCCGGUGCCGGUGGACGCAGUACAGGCGGUCGGACGAAGACUCUCCACGGGGUCUUCCAGGCCUUACUCACCUUCCCCUUCGGUUGGCACCAUUCCUGAGCAGUUUAGUCAGUGCUGCUGUGGGCAUCCUCAGGGCCAGGAAUCCAGGAGCAGGAACUGGUCAGGCUCUCCCGUGCCGCAGCCUCCACCGCCACAGCCACUCUUGUUGGGUGCUAGACUGCAGAGCGCCUCCACCCUCACCGACAUCUACCAGAGCAAGCAGACGCUCAGAAAGCAGCACUCGGACCCCGUGUGCCCGUCCCACACCGGGGCUGGGUGCAGCUGCUCCCCCCAGCCCAGUCGGCCCGGCAGCCUUGGGACCUCUCCCACCAAGCACGUGGGGUCCUCCCCGCGGAGUUCCGACUGGUUCUUCAAAACUCCAUUACCAACAAUCAUUGGCUCCCCUACUAAGACCACGGCUCCUUUCAAAAUCCCGAAAACGCAAGCGUCUUCCAACCUGCCAGCCUUGGCCACUCGCCGCGGGCCUUCUGAGGGGCAGUCGAAAGAUGGGAGUGACCCACGGGGAUGCUCUCACUGUCUCUCAGUACAAGGAGGGGAGAGGCAGAAGUCCGAGCAGCAGGUCAGGGCAGCAUUUGGCAGAUCUGUCAGUACUGGGAAAUUAGCAGAUCAACCAGUAAAAACACCUUUAGGUGGACAUCAGGGCAGCACGGACAGUUUAAAUACAGAACGUCCAAUGGAUACAGCCCCUGCAGGAGCCUGUGGUGUUGCACGGGCUCCUUCUGUGGGAACAGCAGCGAGUCCCAGGGCUGUGCUGUUCACGGUAGGGUCUCCUCCACACAGGGCUGCGACCCCUGCUUGUACCCACAUAGUCCUUCGGACAAGAACCACCUCAGGGGGCUCCAGCGGCUCCGGAGGCUCCCUGGGCUCCGCCGGGGGCCGUGUGUCUGGGGGCUCCCCGCCUGGGCUGUGCUCGGGGUCUCCCCCUCUGGGAGCAGAGGCAGCUCCCAGCCUGAGACACGCGCCUUGUGGUGCUUCACCCCCCAGCCUGGAGGGGCUCGUCGCCUUUGAAGCCCCUGAACUGCCCGAGGAGACGCUGAUGGAGCGAGAGCACACAGACACCUUCCGCCACCUGAACGCAAUGCUGUUGUUCACGGAGUGUGUGCUGGACCUGACGGCCGUGCGCGGGGGAGACCCGGGGCUCUGCGCGUCCGCGGUCUCCUUGUACCAGAUCCAGGAGAGCGCGGUGGUGGACCAGAUCAGCCAGCUGAGCAAAGACUGGGGGCGGGUGGAGCAGCUGGUGUUAUACAUGAAGGCCGCACAGCUGCUGGCAGCCUCUCUGCAUCUCGCCAAAGAGCAGAUCAAGUCCGGGAAGCUGAGCCCGUCCACGGGUGUGAAACAAGUUGUCAAAAAUCUGAAUGAACGAUAUAAAUUCUGCAUCAGCAUGUGCAAGAAACUUACAGAAAAGCUGAAUCGCUUCUUCUCUGACAAACAGAGAUUUAUUGAUGAAAUCAACAGUGUAACAGCAGAGAAACUCAUCUAUAAUUGUGCUGUAGAAAUGGUUCAGGCUGCAGCCCUGGAUGAGAUGUUCCAGCAGACUGAAGAUAUUGUUUAUCGCUAUCAUAAGGCGGCCCUUCUUUUGGAAGGCUUAACUAAGAUUCUCCAGGACCCGGCAGAUAUUGAAAAUGUACACAAAUAUAAAUCUCGUAUUGAAAGGAGAUUGUCGGCACUCUGCUACAGCACCUCGACCUUGUGAGCAGCAGCAGGCCUGCCCCCAGGACUAGUGGUGGGUGUGAGGCGAUGCCUUUGGGAGCACAGCUUGGAUCCUGUCGCCCCACCCCCAGGAAACUGUAGGUUCCUACACGGUGACCACCAAAGAGCAAGCAGUGAUUU
Molecule: messenger RNA, 3156 nt
Organism: Lipotes vexillifer (Yangtze River dolphin)
Lineage: Eukaryota; Metazoa; Chordata; Mammalia; Artiodactyla; Lipotidae
Gene: ULK2
Product: unc-51 like autophagy activating kinase 2
Exons: 26
Coding region: 161-3019 (952 amino acids)
Biological process (GO): peptidyl-serine phosphorylation; piecemeal microautophagy of the nucleus; reticulophagy
Cellular component (GO): cytosol; cytoplasm; phagophore assembly site
Molecular function (GO): ATP binding; protein serine/threonine kinase activity
Source: RefSeq, a predicted model, not a curated record